Messenger RNA from Chlorella variabilis, 1125 nucleotides. RefSeq lists its product as hypothetical. NCBI's taxonomy places the organism in Eukaryota, Viridiplantae, Chlorophyta, Trebouxiophyceae, Chlorellales, Chlorellaceae. The record is from RefSeq and is a predicted model, not a curated record. The transcript is spliced from 6 exons. The coding region runs from base 1 to 1125 and encodes 374 amino acids.
AUGGCGCUACACCAGCGGACAUCCGCAGCGGCCCUGCUAGCCGCCUGCCUCGCCGCCGCCGCCGCCGCUGCGCCUGUCGGUGACGGGGCGGUGAAUGCCUACGGCCAGCCCCUGCUCACCCCCAGCACAUUCACCAUGCGAGGCAGACAAGUCUUUUACGAGAUACCAGCAGCCCCAAUCUUGGGUGUCCUAGCCAUGAUGCACGGCUGCGCCCAUGAUGCAUCCGACUUUUGGCCCCGCGACGCUUCAGCCUGCCCAGAGUGCGAUGGCCUGCCAGAGGAGGUGGCGCACACCAAGCAGGCGCUCGCCCGCGGCUAUGCCGCCAUUGCCGUGGACGCCUCUGACGCCACCCGCUGCUUCGGCUGGCAUGCGGACGGCGAGGACGUGGCGGCGAUACUGCAGCACUGGAUCAAGCAGAACAACUUUACGGCCAAGCCCCUGUAUCUGGUGGGCGUCUCAGCGGGCGCCUCCCUGGUGCUCAAGCUGCCCAGGCUGCUGCGGGUGCACGGCGUCAUCUCAGAGGUGCUGGGCGUGCAGCUGGAUGCGUGGGGGAUGGAGGAGCUGGGCGCCGCCUUCCCGCCCACCGCCUACGUCAGCAUGCCGCGGGAUGCGCGCACCGCCGCGCGCAUCGCGGACAACCAGCUGCUGCUGCGCCGCUACGGCGUGCCCACCGAUGUGCUGCUGGUGCAACCCCAGCCCUUCACCUCAGACUUUCUUUCCAACCGCUCCGCCCUCUUCUCACCUGAGCUGGCCGCCAAGGUGGUGGCGGCGCUGCGCGCCACCGGGCUGUUGGACGGGGCGGGCGUACUGCUGCAGGACCCGAGGUACACCGCGCUGCCGUGGCGCGCCCGCGUGGCGGCGGCGGUGCCCGAGCUGGCGGCUGGCGCUGGGGACUCGCUCGUGGCGGACGCCUCGCACGUGGGAGAGGAGCUGAACCGCGCGUACGCGAUGCACGAGAUUGUGGGGGACCACCUGACCGCCUGCCUGGCGUGGCUGGAGGCGCGCGGCACGCUGCCGCUGGCCGGCCUGGCGCAGCAGUUUGCGGCGGCGAGGCUGCCGGGCCCCAGGCUGCGAGACCUGUCGCCGCGGCGGCUGGGCAUGCUGCCCAUGCGGCGGCGGCGGUGA